This is a messenger RNA of Trachemys scripta elegans, 3094 nucleotides long. RefSeq names its product neuronal pentraxin 1 (gene NPTX1). The record is from RefSeq and is a predicted model, not a curated record. Lineage: Eukaryota; Metazoa; Chordata; Testudines; Emydidae. The transcript is spliced from 5 exons. Gene Ontology annotation, cellular component: plasma membrane; neuron projection. Gene Ontology annotation, biological process: axonogenesis involved in innervation. The coding region runs from base 67 to 1371 and encodes 434 amino acids.
ACAGCUCCCGGGUGCUGAAGCCAAGGCCGGGCUCGGCGUGGGGGGAACUUGGCGCCAGGCCCAGCCAUGCCUGCGGGGGCCCCGUGCAGCCUUUUCUUCGCCUCUGUCCUCUUGCUGAGGGCAUGCGCCCAGAGCUUCGGCCAGACGCGCUUCAUCUGCACCUCGGUGCCGGUGGAUAUGGACAUGUGCACCUCCUCCCUGCCGAGCAGCGGCACCGCCGAGGAGCUGCAGACCACCGUCCUGCAGCUCCGGGAGACAGUGCUCCAGCAAAGGGAGACCAUCAUGAACCACAAAGAGACCAUCCGGGAGCUGACCACCAAGCUGGGCCGGUGUGAGAGCCAGAGCCUGCCGGAGGCGGGCCCCAGCGAGUCCAAGACGGGCGGGGGAUCCAGCCGCAAACAGCCCGGCUCGUCCAAAAACACCAUGGGGGAUCUGUCCCGGGCGCCAGCGGCUGAGACCUUGAGCCAACUUGGGCAAACUUUGCAGUCACUUAAGACAAGGCUAGAAAACCUAGAGCAGUUUAGUAGGAUCAACUCGUCAGGCCAGACCAACCACCUGAAGGAUAUACUCCAGAAUAAAAUAGAUGACUUGGAGAAGCAAGUUCUGUCCAGAGUGAAUAGCCUGGAGGAAGGAAAGUUAAAUCCCAAGAACGAGUCCGAGGAAAGAAGCAAAAUCGAGAGCACGCUAACUUCCCUGCACCAGAGGAUCAGUGACUUGGAGAAAGGGCAGAAAGACAACCGUCCCACCGACAAGUUCCAGCUGACCUUCCCGCUGCGGACGAACUACAUGUACGCCAAGGUGAAGAAGAGCCUUCCCGAGAUGUACGCCUUCUCCGUGGGCAUGUGGAUCAAGUCCAACGCCUCGCCCGGGGUGGGGACGCCCUUCUCCUACGCGGUGCCGGGCCAGGCCAACGAGCUGGUGCUCAUCGAGUGGGGCAACAACCCCAUGGAGAUCCUCAUUAACGACAAGGUCGCUAAGCUCCCGUUCGUCAUUAACGAUGGGAAGUGGCACCAUAUCUGCAUCACCUGGACCACGCGGGACGGCGUGUGGGAGGCCUACCAGGACGGCACGCAGGGGGGCCACGGAGAGAACCUGGCUCCCUAUCACCCCAUCAAACCGCAGGGGGUCCUGGUCCUGGGUCAGGAGCAGGACACCCUGGGCGGGGGGUUUGACGCCACCCAAGCGUUCGUGGGCGAACUGGCCCAUUUCAACAUCUGGGACCGGAAGCUCAGCCCCGGGGAGAUCUACAACCUGGCCACGUGCAGCACCAAAGCCCCCGCCGGCAACGUCAUCGCCUGGUCCGAGACCAACAUCGACAUCUACGGGGGAGCCACCAAGUGGACUUUCGAAGCUUGCCGCCAGCUCAACUAGUGGCUGGAGCGCAGCCCCCUCCCCGGAAGGAAUCCAGGACUAAAGUCUGUCUCCCCCUCCCCCGUCUGUCUGUCUGUGCAAAAGCAAACCCAGCAAAGCAACAGGGCAGGGGCAUUGCCCGCUCUGGCCGGGGGGCCGGGCCCCGGGCAGCGCCGAACUGCGCAACUGGCGAGUAGGUGAGAGGGUUGGUUCGUUCUUCUUCGCUUUUUCUCUGGAGCGCUGCGGCCCCGCUUCCAGCUCCCCUGAACCGGCUCAUUUCUGUCUUGCCAACUUCCUUUGAAGCCUGCGUGCCUUGGGCUGGUGCAGCUCCUUAGCACAUCUGUCUUCAUUUGCAUCCUCGCUCGGGAGAGCGCGCUGUCCCUGCUCUCCUCCACCGCUCCCCAGCGCCGCGCCUUCCCUUGGAGCCAAGCGGAGGGCAUGGCCACCCCAGGAAAUGGCGCGUGGGGUGUGUGACCCUGGGGGGGGGGGCGCUGAGUUCUUGGGGCCAUUCGUACCCGCACGCCCCCACCCCUGAGCACCGUGGCAGUGGGCCGGAGCACUAGGCGGGCCUGACUUUGCUUUGGGGGGGGGGGGGGCUGACUCAGGAGCCUCCGAUCCCCGGUUACUUUUGGGGGGGGGCUCCUUCAGUCUUUCAGUGCCAGGGCGUGACUCCUCUUUACUUGGACUGGCUCUGCAGGAGCAUAGGAGAAAGACCCCCCCCCCACACACACACACUUCCCCACCCCUCCUUCCCUUAGUGGGCUAGGAAGCGGAGCCGCAAACCCGGGCAGAGCUCAGACCCCCUUUCCUCGCGGGGUAGGGGGACCUGCUUUCUUUUCAAACCCCUCCGACUCCCCAGACUCCUUUCUUCUCCACCCUGACCCCCGCCUCCAUUCAACGUUUGGCUAGCAGGGGCGUUUCUUGGCCAGUAACAGCCCUGCCCUUGUGUCCUAGGAAUGGGGGUUUGUGGCCAGAAGACCCCCCCAGGAGCCAGGUGGGAUCCUGCUCGGUCUCUGACUUGCUGAAGCCGGCGCACCUUGGGGCCCCUGCUGGUUUGCUGGCCCCUGAUUUACCGUCAGCUCAGCCUAGGUCUCUUCCUCGGCCGCAAAGCGCCCAUCCGCAGGCCCCAGAGACCCGAAGGGCUAAGGGGAGCUGUGGGAGUGGGGGCAAAGCAGGAGAUUUGAAUCCUCCGGCCACAGCAGGGACCCGAGUUCGGGUCAGGCGCUUGCAGGGGCCCGGACUCUAGUCAAGCACUUCUUCCCAGACCCGACCUGGCCCAGCCGCAGCCACCCCUCUCCAGCCGGGGGAGGCGGGUUAGGUCUCGCCUGGGUCUGCGCCCGGCCGCUCUUGUCCCACGUUUACUUGUCCCAGGGGCUGUUUAUGGAACUUUCUACGGGGCGGCCCAGCCCCCCCGCCCUUUGAGGCACCCCUGGCAGUGGCUUCCCGCAGAGGCGGCGUGGGGGGGAGCUGGCUUCGUCUCGGUUACCGAGCCUGGACUCGCCUGCUUGCAUGGGCUGCUGCAGGCUGGGGUCUGCCCGAGCGAUGUUCAUGCCAUAGGAUGUCCUGGGGGCACAUUCCCAGCAGGAGGGUGGCUGAGGCGGCAGCGUUAUCCCUCCCCGGCGCCCCCUCCCCCUCCAGCUAAACUGCUCCAGGCGUUAGUCUUUAAAACACAUUCAAGUCCCGCUGGCCUUCAAACCAGCAGCCCUGCGACUUUUAGGAGCUGUCCCUUCAGCACCACGGCGGC